AUGACGGGUGCCUGGCUACAACAGUAUUGGCGUGUGGACAGCCAUAAGGUCGGGCCUCACGGAGGCAGCAGGAGACGGCACUGCGAAGGAAGCGAAAGGGUCUGCGUGUUUCUAAGCCGGUGUUUGCUCCUUCUCCUGGCAGCCUGCUUCAUUUUCGUGCUCUCGGCCCUCCAGGCACCGCCACUCUCCGUGGCCUUCCCAGGAAUGAAGUUUUUGGAGGACUGCCCCACACACCUCCUCAUUCAUCUCUGUUUGCUAGUAGCUGGGAUCAUUGGAGCCUUAAAGGGGUCUCUCCUGCUGUACGACUCCACGAGGAUGAGGCAGCUUCUGUCCAAGGCCAUGGUGAUCGACAAUGACAAUGAUGAUGAAUAUCCCUGGAGGCAGAAUGCACACAAGUAUUAUAGACACCUCAGCCUCAGCCUCUUCCUCUGCCUCUGUUUCAUUCUGGGAAACCACUGGGUCUUUUCCGUUUACCUGCCUGAUUUUAUUCCCCCUUUCCAGCAGCCUCAGGAUUACUGGGACAAAACCCUGUACCUCUUUGCAGUAGGGGUCCUCGUGCUCAGCCACACCGUGCUGGGCCUACUGGUCCUAUGCAGCGGUUGUGUCUACGUGUGGUCCAGGUGA
Messenger RNA from Zalophus californianus (California sea lion), 624 nucleotides. RefSeq names its product transmembrane protein 272 (gene TMEM272). NCBI's taxonomy places the organism in Eukaryota, Metazoa, Chordata, Mammalia, Carnivora, Otariidae. Bases 1 to 624 code for a protein of 207 amino acids. The record is from RefSeq and is a predicted model, not a curated record. The transcript has 4 exons.